Molecule: messenger RNA, 1771 nt
Organism: Bactrocera neohumeralis
Lineage: Eukaryota; Metazoa; Arthropoda; Insecta; Diptera; Tephritidae
Gene: Ubc7
Product: ubiquitin-conjugating enzyme E2 G2
Exons: 5
Coding region: 277-780 (167 amino acids)
Cellular component (GO): endoplasmic reticulum; cytosol
Source: RefSeq, a predicted model, not a curated record
GCUGACAAACAACAAAAGACUGCUAAAGAGUUGCUCUGAAAAUCUUCGUAGAAAGUCGCAAAACAACAAAAAAUUAAAUGUGUGGCAUUAGUUUUAUUUAAUUCGAUUUAAAACGUAAAAAACACAAUUCAAAUUGCAAAAAUUACGUCGUAAGACGUCCGGGCCUCCGCCGAAACCAUAACAGACAGCUGAAGACUGAUUUGGGGUCGAGUGAACCUCUGGGAUUGUGCGUGACGAUUGUUACUGUUGCUGUCAGAGCAAAAUAAAGAGUGACAAAUGGCCGGGUCUGCGCUGAGAAGGCUUAUGGCGGAAUAUAAACAAUUGACCCUGGACCCACCAGAGGGCAUAGUGGCUGGUCCAGUUAGUGAAGACAAUUUUUUCGAGUGGGAAGCGCUGAUAGCUGGCCCUGAAGGAACUUGCUUCGAAGGUGGUGUAUUUCCAGCGCGUCUCCUAUUUCCGCCAGACUAUCCGCUGAGUCCACCGAAAAUGAAAUUUACCUGUGACAUGUUCCACCCCAACAUUUUUGCCGAUGGACGAGUUUGCAUAUCAAUAUUACAUGCACCUGGUGAUGAUCCCAUGGGAUACGAGUUGUCUGCCGAACGGUGGAGUCCGGUGCAAAGCGUUGAAAAAAUUCUACUAAGUGUGGUUUCGAUGUUGGCUGAACCAAAUGCAGAAUCGGGUGCUAAUGUAGAUGCAGCUAUAAUGUGGCGUGAACGACGCGAAGAGUUCAACGAAAUCGCCAAACGUUUAGUGCGUAAAACACUCGGUAUACCAUCUUAAAAUAGCCAAUGGAACGACUACAAUCAAAACGAUAACGACAUUAAGGACACUGUAUUACUCCUUCCACAAAAAGAGAUUCAUUCGAACAUCGCGACGGAAGUAAUGUUAAAUACAGUUGAUCAACACCUACACACAAAGCGCGACUAAAAUCAGUUAACAGCAAGCGAAAUUUAUAUAAAUGGCGUUUGAAAAAGCAACCAAAAGCAUCUAUUUGUUUGAAACUCUUAAAAAUAUAUAAAUACUUAUAUUGUUCUCGCAUCUUGAUUUUUAAAUGCAGUUUUCUAUGCUCUUUCAUACUUAAAUCACGCAUAACAAAAUGCAGCACUCUGAAACUAUCUAUCAAACUAUCUUUAACGCACUUCAACUGAACUGUAUUCUUAUCUCAGUUGCAUUUUGCAAACGCCAGAGAAUUGCUACUAUUUUAUGUGCUCCAUAUAUAUAUACAUAUACUAUAUACAUAUGUAUAUAUGAACAUAAAUACAAUAGUAAGAAAUAAGUCUAUAACGCAAUAGAAAAUUUGAAUUAUAUAAAGUAACAUAUAUAAUUGUUUAGAUUUAACGGAUUAAAGCAGUAAGGAAAAUAAAACUUAACGCAAAUUUUAGGUAAAUAUGCUCUUUAAAACAUAAGUUUGCUUUACGCCGACGCCCAUAGAACGAUUAAUUGUGUAAUAUACUUAACUACUACUAAUCUAUUCUUAUAGGCUGUACUGUAGAUAAAAAUAUAAAAUUUUCAAUUAAACUAUACUAACAUUUCUUCUUAAAAAGUUAAAUUUUAUCUACUUUUCCAAAUUAUUUGCAAUUAUAUUUAAAACUCAGCCCAAAAACACACAGGUUUUUAUGUAUUAAAAGAUAAAAAUGUAUAAAAGGAAUUAUUUUUGAGUACCUUAUUUUUUAACUUGACUUAAACUGUAAGAAAGAAAGUCAAACACAUACAUCAAAUUGCUAUGUUAGUGCGAAAUAAAAUAUAUGCAAAGUAUAUAUUUAAUAUGAAA